AAUAACUUACUCAGCAUAAAAUUUUAAAUAUGUGUUCCUCUACAGCCUUUGCCCCCUGACUCCUCAAUUUUCAAUCUUUGAUUAUGAUGAUUAUUUAGUAGCCCUACAUUUGAAAUAUGACAAUUAUUUUCGUAAAUGAUUUGUGUUUGGCAUUUAGCUCAAUUUGAUAAAAUUUUAUAAAAAGUAUUGAGGAAACACAAUUAUUUAACGGGCUAAUGCUAAUCAACAACAUUAGAAUCAGAUUAGUGUCAAAUGUGUCAAAAUUUUUCACCAGAAGAAAAGUUUGGUUAGAAACUAUUGAAAAUGCCGAAAACUGCAGGUCAUGUUCUAGUUUUCAGGACUAUGUGCGGGAAGCGAAAAAAAAAUUUCAAAAGGAAAACAAGAGUAAGGAAAUGAAAGAAGUCAUUGUUGAAGCACCGAUAAGGGACGAUUGCCCGUUAGAUAAAGAACAACUUGGACGAAACACAUGGAGUUUACUUCACACAAUCGCAGCCAAAUAUCCAGAAAAUCCCUCCACCAUGGUGCAAAAGGAAAUAACAGACUUUUUUGCAAUUUUUUCAAACAUAUAUCCGUGUGAAGUUUGUGCACAUGAUUUCAGGGAAGAAUUGAGGAGGGAUCCUAUUGAAACUACAUCACAAGAAGCUCUAUCCCAGUGGCUAUGUAGGAUGCACAAUAAGGUGAAUGUAAAAUUAGGUAAAGAGUUAUUUGAUUGCUCAAAAGUAAACGAGAGGUGGAGAGAUGGUUGGCUGGAUGGAUCAUGUGAAUACCGUACUAGAGUGGAGUAGUACAUGUUAAUUAUUAUUCGAUAUUUAAGUGAUACAAGUAUUUUAUCUAUGAGAAAUGAGAAAGCAUUUAUUAUAGUCAAUUGAAGAUUCUUUUGUUAUUGCUGAUAUUGCAAAAUAAAACCAGUAUUUGAAUUUA
Messenger RNA from Coccinella septempunctata (seven-spotted ladybird), 921 nucleotides. RefSeq names its product FAD-linked sulfhydryl oxidase ALR (gene Alr). The transcript is spliced from 4 exons. The record is from RefSeq and is a predicted model, not a curated record. Bases 216 to 785 code for a protein of 189 amino acids. Gene Ontology annotation, molecular function: flavin-dependent sulfhydryl oxidase activity; flavin adenine dinucleotide binding. Gene Ontology annotation, cellular component: mitochondrion. Lineage: Eukaryota; Metazoa; Arthropoda; Insecta; Coleoptera; Coccinellidae.